Molecule: messenger RNA, 1782 nt
Organism: Penicillium diatomitis
Lineage: Eukaryota; Fungi; Ascomycota; Eurotiomycetes; Eurotiales; Aspergillaceae
Product: MFS transporter
Exons: 3
Coding region: 1-1782 (593 amino acids)
Biological process (GO): transmembrane transport
Molecular function (GO): transmembrane transporter activity
Source: RefSeq, a predicted model, not a curated record
AUGACAGCAGAGGUCGGCUCGGACCGCCGCUCUUCAACACCGCACGCGACCUCAACUUCAACCUCGGAUGAAACCAGUUCCACCACCAGUGACCACGCAUCACGAGGACCCUCAUCAUCAGAACGACGAUCAGCCUCCAGGAGGUCCUCUCGGUCACAAAGCCAACGUCCAGAGGCAACCCGGGUGCAUUCGGCCGCUUAUCUCGAUGAUCAUGCACUUUAUCACAGUCACGAAGACAGCGAUCAUCGGGAGGAGGCGGCAAACGAUGAGGAGGAAGAUGGCUCUUCCUUGGACGCGACCAAGAUCGAGACGGUGGAGGAAGUAAGAGGUGGGAUUGUGAAUGAGCGCGAUGUCGAUCUAGAGAAAAGUCAGGCGCCGGUAGAGGAUCUGGAACAAUCAAGGACACUCCGGUCGACCAAGUCACGUCAUGGGGGGAAACUGGUAACAUGGGAUGGCCCAGAUGACCCCGAAAACCCCAAGAAUUGGCCAACGGGGAAGAAGUGGGCUGCGACGCUCACAGUGUCCAUGUUCACUUUCAUCUCGCCCGUCUCGUCUUCCAUGGUCGCUCCAGCCUUGUCCACUAUUGCCAGCCAAUUCAAUGUCACCGAUCAGAUCAUUUCGCAGCUCAUGCUUUCCAUCUUCAUCCUGGCCUACGCGGUGGGGCCUCUGAUUCUGGGACCCUUGUCGGAGAUCUAUGGGCGCGCAAUCGUCCUACAGCUGGCCAAUGCCUUCUUCCUCGUGUUCAAUGUCGGUUGCGCCGUCUCGCAGAACAAGACCCAACUGAUUGUGUGUCGGUUCUUCUCCGGCCUGGGCGGCAGUGCCCCCCUUGGCCAUAGGUGGUGCCUUGCUCCGCUUCUGGGGCCUGCACUGGGCCCCGUGGCAGGAGGCUUCAUCGCAGAAAACACAUCCUGGCGGUGGGUGUUUUACUCUGUAUCUAUCGCGGACGCCCUGGUUCAAUUCAUGGGUCUCUUCCUGCUCCGCGAGACCUACGGGCCUCGCAUUCUGCGCGACCGCGCCAAGCGGAUCCGCAAAGAAACCGGCGACCCCAGCUGGAAAACGGAAGCAGAGAUGCAGAAGAAGACUCUCACCGAAGUCCUGAGCGGGUCUCUUGUUCGACCCUUUCGUCUUCUCCUCACUCAAUCGAUCGUCCAGGUCGUCGCCUGCUACAUGGCCUAUAUUUACGGACUGAUGUAUCUCGUGCUCUCCACUUUCCCCGUCCUCUGGACCAGCAAAGCAUACUACAACGAAUCCAUCGGUAUCGGCGGACUCAACUAUAUCUCCUUGGGCCUGGGCUUCUUCCUCGGCUCGCAGAUCUGCGCCCCGCUCAACGACCGCAUCUACCGCCGUCUCAAGGCCACAAACAACGGCGUCGGACGACCCGAGUUCCGCGUGCCUCUCAUGGGCAUCGGCGCCUUCCUCGUCCCCGUAGGACUCUUCAUCUACGGCUGGACCGCCCAAACGCAUUGCCACUGGAUAGCGCCCAACAUCGGCACCGUGCUCUUUGCCGCGGGAACAAUCAUCUCGUUCCAGUGUAUGCAGACGUACAUGGUGGAUGCGUACACGCGGUACGCGGCGAGUGCGUUGGCAGCGUCCUCGUCGCUGCGCUCGCUCGCCGGGUUCGGGUUCCCUUUGUUUGCGCCUUAUAUGUAUAACAAGUUACACUAUGGGUGGGGAAAUAGUCUGUUGGCGUUUAUCUCGAUUGCGAUUGGGCUUCCGGCGCCGAUCUUCCUAUGGAAAUUCGGCGAGAUUUUGAGAAAGAGGAGCACGUAUGCUGCUGGUUGA